AUGGCCAUCUCUGUUCCCAACUCCUGUAGCCCGACGCGGCCGGCUUUUCUGGACGACAAAGGCGGAAAUCCGCCAAAGCAGAGCAUGUGGCACCGGUUGGGUUUGCGAAAAUUAUGGCAGGGCCGCGACGAUCAUCGAGACACGUCUGCCGGGGAGAGUCAAGACGAGAUUUCUCCCCGCCCUUCUUCUGACAACUCCCGCGCCAAACAAGACAACUUGACACGUCGACUCUCACGAAAAGUUGGCGUCGGUCUACCACGAACUACCCCCUUUAAGCGACAGAGCUCCGAUCUCGAGCGACUGGCUCCUCGGGAACCCGAUCUCCGCCGUGCCCUCUCCGCCGACCGUCGUCCUUUAAGUUCCCAGAGAAGCAGGUCUCCACCGCCAACCGUGGGCCCCAGACAGUCCGCGCCCGAGGUUCAGUGGCUCGGCCCGGCGCCCACAACCACGGUCGACGACGCCCCCGAACCAGAAUCCGAAACGAACGAUGCCCACGAGAGCAACGAUAUCUCCGAAACCUCGAACCCCUAUCCCGAAAUGACGACGGGUAAUUUCGAUGCACCAGAGGAGGAAGAGGAUGAUCACACAAUCGACUUGGAUAUGGAGCUGGAACAACGGUGGAUUUUGAACCUGAGUAUGCACUUCCGAGAUGGGUCAGAGCGGGAGAAAUUCUUCGUGACGUACGCGGAGACACCGAACCGAUGGCGCCGAGUGACGAUUUCCUGCGAUUACCAAGAUGCGCCACCCUAUUCACUGGAGCGGGAACUGAAGGAGCUGCGGUAUCAGCGCGACAAGUGUGCACGGAUCUACGAAUCCAUUCGCGAGUCCCUUCUUGCGAUCCAAUUCUAUGAAGGUGUCACGAAUCUCAGGCUCGAGACGAGCGAUGGCCGCUUACACGUUCAUGUGACGGAGGACGUAAACGAAACAAUCCCAUACCCGCCCAUCUCCAGUAUCAGGCAUUUGGUCAACGCGCCUAUCAUCCCCGAAGAUUCACUGCACUUCGAAUCUCAUUUAUCCGGCUUUGUUUACAAAAUAAACCUGGACGGACGUUUUUAUAUCAAGAAGGAAAUACCUGGUCCCGACACCGUGGACGAGUUUCUCUACGAGAUUAACGCUUUGCAUGCGCUGAAAGACCGCCCAAGCGUGAUCCAGGUGGAAGGAAUCGUGAUCGAUGAAUGGCAAGGCGUCGUCAAGGGCUUGCUAAUUAGCUAUGCAGAAAAGGGCGCACUGGUUGACAUUUUGUACGAGCAACGCGGAAGAACGAGCUUUGCACGACGCGAGAGAUGGGCAAAACAGAUUGUCCAGGGCCUCUGCGAGAUCCACGAAUCGGGCUACGUGCAGGGCGAUUUCACACUUGCGAACAUUGUGGUGGAUGCAGACGACAAUGCCAAAAUUAUUGACAUCAACCGCAGAGGAUGCCCAGUGGGGUGGGAGCCUCCAGAAAUUGCCGCUAAGAUCGAGAGCAACCAGCGCAUCUCCAUGUACAUUGGCGUCAAAACCGAUCUCUUCCAACUGGGUAUGACGCUGUGGGCAUUGGCGAUGGAGGAGGACGAACCUGAACGACAACCGCGGCCUCUUCGACUAGGUGAUGACGCAAAAAUUCCAGACUACUACAGACGGAUAGUGGACAUAUGUUUGAGCCCGACUCCGCGACAUAGGCUCUCGGCAAAGGAUCUUCUCUCCAUGUUUCCCCCACUACCGGAAGCACGGGUAUCAACACCUGUUCGGUCACUGGAGACCAUUGCCAAUGAUUCUAGGCAUUUGCCAAUUAGCAACUGGGUUCAGCCUCAGCCUUCUGGGCUUGGACUGACAUCGCCAGGGGGUAUGAUACAGCAAGAUGACCAAUAUUACCCCCAAAAGGAGUUUUCGGGAAAUUCCUAUGGUGAUCUGCAACACCCCAUAUUCUCUGAAUCCCACGACCUCGUCAAGCGCUCAACAAUUACUCUCGCAGAAUCCAAUGAAGACAUGGGAUUCCCAUCUAAGCCAUCUUCAUCCUCUACUUUGAAUCACCACGAACCUCACAACCAUGACGAGUACAUGGACUUUUCCCGCCAUUUUGAUGAUGGCUCGUCACCCUACGUACCCUCGGACAGUCAGGAACCAGAAGCUACUCCAGUUUAUCAGACCCAAUCAAUGGGAAAUGGCUUCCACAACCACCCAGUGGGGCCACCAGCCUUCUCCGAUGAACCCGUCUCUCUCGAAACUGCCCCCAUGAGUAAUCAGCAAGAGACAACCAAUGAGCCGAUCUAUAACAAUUCCGUUGCUUUGCCUAGCUCUGAAAUCACCGCGCCUCUACUCCCGCCCCCAGUCAGCACAUCUCUUGUUGAGUCGCAGAAUCAGGAGGCUCGGAAUCGACCAUGUCCAAAGCCCGCCAAUGACGAGGGUGACCUCGAAACCUCAGCUUUGCCCAUCAACCCUACUUUGCGCGACUCUGGUACAUCAAAUGACACCCUGGCCAUUCCUUUUUCGACAAUCCCAUCUUCAAUUAAGCAUACAAAGCAGGAAGUUGUGGACCAGUCAUGUGCAAAGGCCACCGAUGACAAGGGUGAUCUUGAAUCCUCAUCUUUGCCCCUCAGCCCUACUUUCCGUGACUCUGAGAGUUUGUUUGGCCUUCAAAACGCCCCCCAAUCGGUAAAAGCUUCUCCUAUUGAGCCGCCAAAGCAGAAAUGUGCGGAUUUACCAUGCGCAAGUGUCGAAACCAAACCUAAAUUUACUGAGCCAUCGCCCUCAUCAUCAUGUCUGUCCCUCUCGGAACUACCUAUCAACCCUACCUUCCGUUCUUCUGGAACUUCCAUCGGUGCUCUGGGUACCACUUCAUUGCCGACCUCUUUGUCUGUUAAACCGUCAAUACAGGAUAACGUGGAUCAACCACGUGCACAGGCUACCACAUAUAUCAAGCCCAAACUCACAACACCAUCAGGCUCAACAUUAUCCCAGCCUAUCCCGACAUCCCCCAUCAAUCCUACCCUAAUUCGUUCUAGGCCUUCGCUCGAGCUUCCGAACGCCGCUCGAUCAGUGAAAUCUUCUCCUAUCGAGCCACCAAAGCAGACCCAUGCGACUUCAUCAUACGCAAACACAGGCAUUAAACCCAAAUUUACUGAGCCAUCGCCCUCAACAUCAACUCUGGCGCGCUCGGAAUUGCCCAUCAGUCCAAUGUUCCAUUCUUCCGAGGCCUCCAUUAACACUAUACGUGCCCCCUCAUCACAGGGUCCUUCUCGUAUUGAAUCGCCAAAGUCGGAACAGGCGAUUACGCCACGUGAGAACGACAUCACACCCACAUCAUCUGCAACUCCAUCUCGAUUUUCUUCAAUGCACAUUUCGAGCCUCCGUCACACUGGGGCAUCCAUUGGCUCUCUGGGUACGCCAUUUGCAACAAGUCCAUCUGUUGUUGGAAUUGGACUGCUAAGGCGGCCAUGGGAAAAACCAUCUGCAAAUAAUCCAGAUGUCAAACCCGCAUUGACAAUGCCACCAGAGCCAGCCUCAUCCCUCGGGAACCCUCAACCAGAGACUGCCAUUUCGCCGGCUAAAACAAACCCCAUCGAACCGCGGGGGAAUGGACCUUCAGGCCAAUCCAGCGCAAACACAGCUGAUAUCAAACCUAUACGAGCAAAUCCACUGAACUCCGACUCAAAUUUGCUGGGUUCAAAGUUGCCCAUCAGCCCUGCUCAUCAAAGUGCGAAACCUAGUUCCACUUAUGCCGAAGUUGAGAUGGCACGCCCUCUUCAAGGCCCACCUUCAAGUCAGGCUAAACCGAGCAUUUCGAGCCAGGCUCGCUUUUCUUCGAAUUGA
Penicillium expansum is the source of this 3789-nucleotide messenger RNA. RefSeq names its product protein kinase family protein. The transcript has a single exon. Gene Ontology annotation, molecular function: ATP binding; protein serine/threonine kinase activity. Lineage: Eukaryota; Fungi; Ascomycota; Eurotiomycetes; Eurotiales; Aspergillaceae. Gene Ontology annotation, cellular component: nucleus; cytoplasm. Bases 1 to 3789 code for a protein of 1262 amino acids. Gene Ontology annotation, biological process: mitotic DNA damage checkpoint signaling; protein phosphorylation. The record is from RefSeq and is a predicted model, not a curated record.